Armigeres subalbatus is the source of this 793-nucleotide messenger RNA. Its product is annotated as putative peptidyl-prolyl cis-trans isomerase dodo. The record is from RefSeq and is a predicted model, not a curated record. The coding region runs from base 194 to 673 and encodes 159 amino acids. Lineage: Eukaryota; Metazoa; Arthropoda; Insecta; Diptera; Culicidae. Gene Ontology annotation, molecular function: protein binding; peptidyl-prolyl cis-trans isomerase activity. Gene Ontology annotation, cellular component: nucleus; cytosol. The transcript has 2 exons.
AACUGAGCGUGCCAAAACAUCAUCUGUCACUUUCCAAGCAAAAUUUUGGAAGCUGCGCGCUUUGCAACCGCACUGGCACGACUUCUGCAUCCUCGCAAAAAUUUCAAUCCCCGUUAAUUGCAAAAACAAAUCCAGUUUGCAAUUCGUUUGGUCUAUUACAUUUCUCGAUUUCAAAACAUACUCAGUGAAGAAAAUGUCCGAAGGUCAGGAAAGCGUCCCCGAAGGAUGGGAAAAGCGUACAAGCCGGUCCACAGGCAUGACCUACUACCUAAACAUCUACACCAAAGAAUCACAGUGGGACCUUCCAACCAAGCCGGCCAGCCCGGAGCAGGACACGGCCGAGGUGCAGUGCGCCCACCUGCUGGUCAAGCACAAGGGUUCCCGUCGGCCCAGCUCCUGGCGGGAGGAUAACAUCACCCGCAGCAAGAGCGAAGCCUUGCAGAUCCUGGAAGGCUACCGGAAGCAGAUCCAGUCCGGCGAAGCGACCCUCCCGGAACUGGCACAGCAGUACUCCGACUGUAGUUCGGCCAAGCGGGGCGGCGAUCUGGGUAUGUUCAAGCGCGGCAUGAUGCAGAAACCGUUCGAGGAGGCGGCCUUCGCGCUGAAGGUGGGCGAGAUGUCCGACGUUGUGGAUACCGAUUCCGGGGUGCAUUUGAUUUUGAGACUUAAGUAAGUGUGGGGGUGUUUAAUUGUAGAACGGGGGAGGGAUUGUUUGAAGGAUAUCGCGAUUGGGAUUGAAUAUUGUGAGGAAAUAAAGUCAGAAUCGAUGGUAAUGGCCAUUGAAUAGAAUAAA